AUGUAUAGCAGGAAUGGAGAAGUUGGGAUGGUUGAAUUGGUGUUUAGGCAUAUGGAGAACAAAGAUGUUGCUUCGAGGAACAGUUUGCUUAAUGGGUUUAUUUUGUGCAAUGAUUUAGAGUCCGCUCAUCUUGUGUUUGAUGGAAUGCCGCAGAGGAAUUCAAUUACUUUGAAUGCAAUGGACUCCAAUUUCGCGGUACGAUCCGCUUGCGUCGAUGCCUGCACCGCAAUGUCGGUUCAGAUUACUUCGCCUACGUUCUCGAUCAUUUCGAAGCCGUUGAUAGAGUCUCUCGUGGUCGAACAGGACGUGAACUUGCAGCUCGGUGCGGCAAUGUGCUUGGCCACGGUGAUUGAGGCAGCGCCGGAGCUGGAUACGGAGCAGCUGAGGAAGCUGUCGCCGAGGUUACGGAAGCUGAAGAGGAGUCAGGGGUUUAAGGCCAAGGCGGCGGUGCUGGGGGUAAUAAGGAGUGUUAUUGGGGUUGGGGGAACGAAGAGUAGGGCUACAUUGGAUGCGUUGGUGCCGUGUGUGGUGGAGUUUUUGAGCAGCGAGGAUUGGGCCGCGAGGAAGGCAGCUGCGGAGGCGUUGGAGAAACUGGCGGUGGAAGAAAGGGGAUUAGCAAAGCAGUAUAAGGCGGACUGUAUGAAUGCUCUGGAGAGUAGAAGAUUUGAUAAGGUAAAGGUUGUACGGCAGACCAUGAAUCGCACUUUGGAAUUGUGGAAGGAGAUUCCUGGUAUUGAGGAGCAGCAGAACGGUGUGCUUCCAUCUAAAUUUAUAUCUUCUUCUUCUUCAGUAGAAUGCAAAAGUAUGCUUACUUUCUCCAUCUCCAAACAUUCUGAUGAUGGUGGUCUCAAAACACCCCUGCAAAAGAAAACUAUCCCCACAAAUAGGUCCCCUCCGUCUGACUCGUUUGUGACCACUGCUAAGAAAAGUAGUCCUCCAUUUAGUACUAGCAGAAGUUCAAACGCAACCGCAAUCCGUGAGUUGAAUCAUAAGAAAUCCUCUGAAAGGAAAAUUGAAAUUACUGGACUCCACUCACUAUCUUUAACAGCAGUUUGUGAAGAGAAUUUCAAAAGGCAUGAAGACAGAAUUCUGGAGCCUGUAGACAAUGCGAACAAUGAAAGUUCUACCACACAAACAAAACAAAUUCUCUUUAGCAAGAUCCAUGAUGACAAAAUGCAUAAAUUUGGUGGUUUGAGAUCUGUGUCUCGGGUGGUUCCCUUUAAUUAUAACCAUUGUUCAGAUGUUGUAGUCAGCAAUGAUAUGGAAGAAAUUUACUCGAACAAAAAAGAUGCUGAGGAUCUUUCUUUGAUCCGGGAACAGCUUGUUCAGAUUGAAAACCAGCAAUCCAGUCUAUUGGAUCUUCUUCAGGCAUUCAUUGGGAGUUCUAAGAGUGGGAUAAAUUAUCUUGAGAUGCGUGUUCAUGGCCUGGAGAAGGCAUUGGAUGAAAUAUCGUAUGACUUGACAGUAUCACAUGGAAGAAUUAUGAACCCUGAUUCUUCAGACAAUGCCUGUUGCAAGCUUCCCGGUGCAGAAUUCUUGAGUCCAAAGUUCUGGAGGAGGACGGAAAGUCGAUACUCUACUUCUAGAUACUUGUCUUCUGGCAGCAUGAUUAAAGAAGCCAGGGCUGAAAUAUACAAGCUUCAUGACCAAAGUUUUCAGCGCAGAAGUAGGGGUGGAUUAAUCAUGAACCCAUUGGCAGAUGUUCGCAGAAACUCCAGUGGAAAUUCAGCUACCCUCACAAAUUUUAUGUCGAAAAGAAAAAUCACUGAUGUUGUGACACCACAAGUCCUUGGUAUCCAUCGGCUUGAUGGACCAUCAUCACUUACUUGUACAGCACCAUAGUACCCAAGCAGAAGAAUCAGAUUGCCUGCUCCAUCAGAAUGGAAGUAAUUUUUUUCUGCAGAACAUGUCCGAGAGACGAGCACCAUUUGUCUGUCAUCAAACCAUAGGCUUUUUGAAAACUGCUUACUAGCCGAGACCGAAGUGGAGGUGCUUGCAUAUGAAAUUUCUGAUUUUUACCGCAUCGAUUUGAUUGAUUUCAAGGUUAGACCAUCCAAGAACCUUGGAUUAGGGGCAGGACUGCCCGUCUGCUGUGAUGAAAGCUUUUGCAUAAAUGUAAUUCUUUUUCUUCAACACUUGCUUGACGAUAGAAAGUUUGUCUUGUCCUUAUUUAGCAUCCUAUUAUCCCAUGUCAUUGGCAUAAUUAUGACAAGCAAUUUGUGAUUGA
Molecule: messenger RNA, 2227 nt
Organism: Tripterygium wilfordii
Lineage: Eukaryota; Viridiplantae; Streptophyta; Magnoliopsida; Celastrales; Celastraceae
Product: TORTIFOLIA1-like protein 4
Exons: 6
Coding region: 1-1842 (613 amino acids)
Cellular component (GO): microtubule
Molecular function (GO): microtubule binding
Source: RefSeq, a predicted model, not a curated record